AUUAAUUUUAAAAUAUAUAUCGUUUCGGUUUCUCAAAAUUUCAUCAAAAUUCAUCUAUACGCCAGAAUCCUUUGCCAGAGGGCAACCCUCUGCGUACUAAGACCAUGUCUCAGUCUCUCGUUAAACCUAAGAUAUCGCUGCUUUUCCAGCAAGUGCCAAAAGGAGAAGGAAGCGCCGAAGUUCCGGCUGGACCGCGGACCCUUCACAUCCCAAUUGGAUUAUCAGUCGCGACUGCAGUACAAAGCACCUGCUCUGAGUGUGCCCCUAAGCGGAAUUAUAUGCACCAUUGGACCCUCGUCCAACUGUCCGGAAGUGCUUCUGGAACUCAUCCGUGCGGGGAUGCGGGUGGUGCGUAUGAACUUCUCCCACGGCACCCACGAGUAUCAUUGCAAGACGAUCCAGGCGGCACGUAAAGCGAUUGCCAUGUAUGUGGAGCAAACGGGUUUGCCUAGGCCUGUGGCAAUCGCCCUGGACACAAAGGGUCCGGAAAUCCGGACAGGAAAGCUGGCCGGCGGCAGUGACACCGCCGAGAUCGAGCUCAAGCCCGGCGACAAAAUCACGUUAAGCACGAAAAAGGAACUUGAGGAGAAGUGCACGAAGGAGAUAAUCUACGUGGACUAUCAGCGAUUACCGGGACUAGUCAAGCCCGGAAAUCGGAUCUUUGUCGACGACGGCUUGAUAGCCUUGGUUGUUAAGGAAUCGAAGGCGGAUGAGGUGAUCUGCCAGGUUGAGAAUGGUGGUAAGCUGGGCUCCCACAAGGGAAUCAAUUUGCCGGGUAUUCCGGUGGAUCUUCCCUCUGUAACCGAGCAGGAUAAGCGCGACCUUAAAUUCGGGGCAGAACAGCAGGUGGACAUGAUCUUCGCGUCGUUCAUCCGUGAUGCCAAGGCUUUGAAAGAAAUACGCCAGGUACUGGGACCAACGGGUGAACACAUAAAGAUCAUAUCCAAGAUAGAGAACCAACAGGGUCUGGCCAACAUAGACGACAUUAUCCGCGAAUCCGAUGGCAUAAUGGUGGCCCGCGGCGACAUGGGAAUAGAGAUACCAACGGAAGAUGUCCCACUUGCGCAGAAGUCCAUCGUGGCAAAGUGCAACAAGGUGGGCAAGCCGGUGAUCUGUGCCACCCAGAUGAUGGAGUCGAUGACGAACAAACCGCGACCCACGCGUGCCGAGGCCUCGGAUGUUGCCAAUGCGAUCUUCGACGGAUGCGAUGCCGUAAUGCUGUCCGGAGAAACGGCGAAGGGAAAGUAUCCGGUGGAGUGUGUGCAGUGCAUGGCCAGGAUAUGUGCCAAAGUCGAGGCAGUUUUAUGGUACGAAAACAUUCAGAACAGCCUUAAGAGGGAGAUUAGGACCACUGCUGCCGAUCACAUUUCGGCGGUAACCACGGCAAUUGCGGAAGCGGCCACGGUGGGUCAGGCCCGGGUUAUUGUGGUAGCUAGUCCGUGCGGCAUGGUGGCCCAGAUGGUCAGUCACAUGAGGCCGCCUUGUCCCAUUGUUAUGCUCACGGGAUGCAAAUUUCAGGCCGCCCAAUCUUUGCUCUUCCGGGGCGUUUAUCCAUUGCUCGUUGAAGAAAUGGUUAUAGGUAGCUUCAACUUUCGACGCAUUAUGCAGUCGGGCCUCAAGCUAAUGGCCAAAAUGGACAUCUUGGAGCCUGGACAAAAGGGAUCUGUGGUGCUGGUAAAUGCCAUGUCUGCAGAUAAGAUCACUUUCCGACUGUUCACCAUCCGGCAGCAGACGACGGCGGAAAGGGACCAGGAGGAGCUCUGUCAAAAACUAGCAAUGGAGCAGCGGUGCAAGGAGAGAGCAGAAAAGGAGUCCUGUCAAAAGCUGCAGCAGGAGGAAGAAUGCCGCAAAAGACGCGAGGCGGAAGAAUGUAGGAGGAAGCGCGAGGAGGAAGAAUGUAGGAGAAAGCGCGAGGCGGAUGAAUGUAGGAGAAUUAAUGAAGAAAGACUUGCUCAAAAGUGCUGCAAAUUAGCUGAAGAAAAGAAAAGCAGAGAAGAAUUUGAAAGGAUCUGCAAUAUAGCCGAAGAUCAGAAAAAGGAAGCUAAAAAGUGCAAAAAACUGAAAAAAGAAAGGAAGUCCAAAUUAGCUGAAGGAAAGAAAAGGAAGGAGGAAGCUGAAAAGUGCAAGAAACAGGAACUAGAAAAGAAAUGCAAAUUAGCUGAAGAAAAGAAAAGGAAGGAGGAAGUUGAAAAGUGUAAGAAACAGAAACUAGAAAAGAAAUGCAAAUUAGCUGAAGAAAAAAAAAGAAAGGAGGAAGCUGAAAAGUGCAAGAAACAGGAAGAAGAAAUGAAAUGCAAAUUAGCUGAAGAAAAGAAAAGAAAGGAGGAUUCUGAAAGGUGCAAGAAACAGGAAGAAGAAAUGAAAUGCAAAUUAGCUGAAGAGAAAAAAAGGAAUGAGGCGGAACUAAAGAUAAUUGAGGAGGAAGUGGCCAAACUGGAAGAGGCUGAAAAAGCAAAGCGCUUAGAGGAGGAUAAGAAAAAGAAAUUGGAACUCGUAAAUUGCAAGCAGCUGUGUGAAGCAAAAAGAAAGAUUAAACAGGACGAAAAAUGUAAAAAGGCGGAGAAACAAAAGAAAUUGGUAGAAAUGGAGAAAAGAUGGAAGCAGGUUGCGGCCGAAAGAAAAUUGAAAAGAGAGGCUGAGCUUUGUAAGAAAUUAGCGGAUGACAAGAAGAGAGCAGAUGCAGAAUCGGAGGAAAGGAUUUUGAAAUCAGUGUGCAAAAAGCUAAAAGAAUCCCUGAAGGACCCAGACUCUUCCAAAAAGGGCAGUAAAUAGUUAUAGCAAAUUUUGUAUAUAAUUUUUGGCUACAAAAUUUCAUUUCUCAGUUAAAAUAAAAUAAAACGGAUAAAAAGUAAA
This is a messenger RNA of Drosophila rhopaloa, 2853 nucleotides long. RefSeq names its product pyruvate kinase. Bases 340 to 2772 code for a protein of 810 amino acids. The transcript is spliced from 2 exons. Gene Ontology annotation, molecular function: magnesium ion binding; potassium ion binding; pyruvate kinase activity. Gene Ontology annotation, biological process: glycolytic process. Gene Ontology annotation, cellular component: cytoplasm. The record is from RefSeq and is a predicted model, not a curated record. NCBI's taxonomy places the organism in Eukaryota, Metazoa, Arthropoda, Insecta, Diptera, Drosophilidae.